AUGAGACCAAAUCUUCACAAAAUUAAAGGUAAAGUAGUUUGGAUUACAGGGGCUUCUUCAGGCAAUGGAGAAAUCUUGGCAUACACUUUAGCUAAAUUGGGUGCUAAUUUAGUCCUGUCAGCAAGAAGAGAAACUGAAUUACACAGAGUAUUAGAGAAAUGCCAAAGUAAAAUUGAUUAUUUAAUCAAUAAUGCUGGUUGUUCUCAACGAGCAGUUGCUAUGGAUACUAAAUUAGAAGUGCACAAGUUCCUUUUAGACACUAACUUUCUUGGUACUGUUUCUCUCAGUACAGCUGUACUACCUUAUAUGGUUAAAGAGAGGGAUGGGUGUAUUGUAGUUGUUAGUAGUCUCAGUGGAAAGAUAGAUACAUCAUUAUGUUCUAGCAAGAAAAGCUAA
This is a messenger RNA of Gigantopelta aegis, 396 nucleotides long. Its product is annotated as dehydrogenase/reductase SDR family member 7-like. The record is from RefSeq and is a predicted model, not a curated record. The transcript is spliced from 3 exons. Bases 1 to 396 code for a protein of 131 amino acids. Lineage: Eukaryota; Metazoa; Mollusca; Gastropoda; Neomphalida; Peltospiridae.